AUGGGGAUAUCUAGAAAGCCUGGAUUCAUUGAGAGAUAUUACAUAUGUCGUAAUGUUGAACGUUAUUAUACCAAUUUGAGUAUUAUUGUGGAAAUUGAUAAGAUCGUAGAUGCCGACUUAAUCUCAAAUGCUUUAAGAAACAUGGUCCUAAAAAAUCCAUGGUUCACUCUAAAUUUUUAUCGAAUUGAUGAUUCAAUACUCGACUCUGAAUCCAAUGGUCACAACUUCGAGGUGCGACCUGUUAAGCACAUAAAGUUUACAGACGUUGUAAAAUUUGAGACGAUUACGUCAUCUGUUGAUGAAGAUUUGCUAGAAGGUAUAAAUAAACUCAAUUGCCCAAUGAAUGAAUUAUGUUUACCUCUUUGGAGAAUAAUUGUCUAUCAGAAUGAAGAACAGCCCGCCAAGCAGUACAUAUGCUUUUAUUGCGACCACUCAUUGUUUGAUGGCGUGGCUGCGUUAGAGUUCCAAAAAGAUUUGUUAAAGGAAAUUUCAGAUGUGUAUUGUUCGAAAUCGACAGCUUUUCAAGAAUUUUUAUUUGAAUUGGAAGCUGAUGUGGAUCCAGAUCACUAUGAAGUUCCACAGGCCAGGGAAAACGAAUUCGAUUUGUAUGAGACACCUCUAACAGAGGCUUCAAAUUCACGUGUAUCUAAUUCUCUGGUUUUCAAAAAAAACGAAAACAUGACAGGAAUCAAUGAGGCAAAUGGCAAGAAGAUCCUGGAAAAGAGCAAAUUAUUCAAUUAUCCAACGGUGUCCACAAACACUAACUCUCGAUACAGGACAAGUUCAUUUGAGCCAGAAAUAGUGGGAAAGAUGUUAAAGUUUUGCAAAUCUCAAGGAAUUACGCUCACUUCUUACUUCGAUAUAAUAUGCCUCCAAUGCCUUCAGGAAACUGUUUUCAAGGAUAUCAAAAGUAAAGAUGAUGACGAAUUUUCAACUUCUACUUUGCUAGCAGUCAAUGGAAGGAGAUAUUAUGAUACCUCAAAGUUCGUCUAUGGAACUAUGGCUGCGGCAUUAGAGAUGAAUUUUGGACCCAUGCCACCAAUAGAAGAUGCAAAUAUAACUCUUGAUUUGAUGAAGGCAACGCAUAAGGAAGUUGGUGAUAGUAUUACCACAAGGGAAUGCUUUCUUGCCCGAUCUCAACAUAAAGAGUUGAAUAACUGGUCUUAUUUUUCAGCUUAUUUGAAGGGAUCCAAGAUUAAGACAACGUGUGUUUUUUCGAACCUAGGCGUAUUUCAUGAACAUCCAAAUUGUCAUUGGAGAGCAAAGGAUAUAUGGUUUUCCCUGAACACUUCAAUUAUGUAUAACUUCAUUUUCAAUUUGGUGAGUUUGCAAGAAGGCCGUUUAAAACUUGUCUUUGUAUUCAGACAGGAAUAUGAAGAGGUGAUGUCUGAAAAGGAAACUAAAUCUGUAGAUAAUUUAAUGAAGCUUCUCGAAACUAAAUUAGCAGACUUCUGCUCUUAA
Priceomyces carsonii is the source of this 1461-nucleotide messenger RNA. Its product is annotated as alcohol O-acetyltransferase. Gene Ontology annotation, molecular function: N-acetyltransferase activity. The transcript has a single exon. The coding region runs from base 1 to 1461 and encodes 486 amino acids. Lineage: Eukaryota; Fungi; Ascomycota; Pichiomycetes; Serinales; Debaryomycetaceae. The record is from RefSeq and is a predicted model, not a curated record.